Schizophyllum commune H4-8 is the source of this 261-nucleotide messenger RNA. RefSeq lists its product as uncharacterized. The annotation marks the transcript as partial. Lineage: Eukaryota; Fungi; Basidiomycota; Agaricomycetes; Agaricales; Schizophyllaceae. The transcript has a single exon. The record is from RefSeq and is a predicted model, not a curated record.
GUGCGCGGCGUACUGCCGACGACGGAGAUCCUCGUCCAGAGACGUGCUGGUGUGCGCGUCAUCGACGUGUUUGAGGCGAUAUACAACGAGUAUCAUCGUCCGCUUGAUGCAGCUGAGGUUGCGCAGGCCGGGGACGCAUAUCUUGAGACGUGCCGCCCGUGGUUCCUGCAGCGCUGUCGCGAGACGCCGGUGCUCAUGGAGCGCGAGCAUGGUCUCCGCCGCGUCGACCUGAUGCGUAGCCACAGGCUGUUCUAUGGGCUC